Molecule: messenger RNA, 1185 nt
Organism: Chaetomium globosum CBS 148.51
Lineage: Eukaryota; Fungi; Ascomycota; Sordariomycetes; Sordariales; Chaetomiaceae
Exons: 4
Coding region: 1-1185 (394 amino acids)
Source: RefSeq, a predicted model, not a curated record
AUGGAUUCUUCUUCUGCCUUUAACAAUUACAUCGUUGACUCCGCUAUGGGGCCUACCUGCAGCCGGCAAGUUCCUCCAGGCUUCCUUUGGCGUGCCCGCGCGCAGCGGGCACGGUCACUCCUGUUCCGUCUGGCACCUAAUACGUGGUUUUGCCAAGUUUCCCAACAUGUAGUCCAUUUCCGAACGGCGGGUUCAUCAAUGGAUUCGGCUCAAUGGUCUAGUGGUAUGAUUCGCGCUUCGGGUGGACACCCACCGCCUGUAAACAGGCAAGAAGAUGUGCGAGGUCUCGGGUUCGAUCCCCGAUUGAGCCCCUCUCUAGAGUCCAUAACUUUUGCUAUUUACUUUUCAAGCUCGACUCCCAAAUCCCCUGUACCCUACGACUUGGAUUAUAUCGCAGAGAUUUACCAGCCCAAGGGCAAGUAUAUCGCCCCCCCAGUCGCUUACGCGUACCAGGGAGGAGAUUUCUACCAUCAAGCGCAAGGUCAAGCAACAACUGGUGGCACUGCGUGGGGUCUUACCCACGCAGGGUCAGUGGUGUGCGCAGUCUGGAAGAAGUGGGCCCGGAACCCCGGCCCGGGACCGCAACACGACCCCAGCAUAGAGAGGGCGUUAGACCGCGCCAUCUUCGAAGACCUCCGGUACAUCGGGGUUCCCCUGUUCAAGUUCUACAAAGCGACCGGCAAGUGCUUCUGGUUGCUUUACAACCGGACCCUCGGGCUCUUCACGACGCGGUACGAGUCCGACCUGGACCCGAGGACUAUGAUGAAGCUGGUCCAGUUUUUUCUGAGCCCGUACCAGAAGAGGAACUCCCCCGAUGACAUUGUCCAAAGCAUGACGACAGAAUGGCAGAGGCUGCGGAACAAGAAUAGGAGGGCGGUGAAUAGAGGACAGGAUUCAGCGAAGGCGUACAACUUGGAGACAUUCCUCAUCAAAUGGGUUCGGGGACACAUGGGGGCCCAACAUCUGGCUGCGGCUUUGAGGGACCCUCGUGUCAAAGAGGCCUUGGAAACUGCGGGCAUCAAGAUCACCGACACUCAAGAAGAAGACGGCGAUGUAUUCCGUUCUUCCACUAUUCGCAAAGAAAUGAAGGCACUCUUGACGACAGAUCCAUUCAAUGACUUCAAGCCGUAUGCGGGACAAGACGACAAUGCCGCUACCAUUGCCGAUUUCUGUAGCACCUCUUAG